Molecule: messenger RNA, 366 nt
Organism: Plenodomus lingam JN3
Lineage: Eukaryota; Fungi; Ascomycota; Dothideomycetes; Pleosporales; Leptosphaeriaceae
Source: RefSeq, a predicted model, not a curated record
AUGUUGGACGAGGGUCAUCUUCUAGAGGUCUUUGUUUUACAAACUUGGAUCGUUGCACAGUACCGAUUUAUACAGUACAUCCUCUGGCUGUUACACAUCGACCAUACUUGUCUUCCCAACAUGAAGAAUCACAAACAAGCUGCAAUCCGCCCGUUUGGCCGUGACGAGGAAAUGGCCGAAAGCACCCUCAAGUUGAGACGAGAUGGCCAUCCACAUGCAUAUACUUCAGAUCACGUGAUGGGCGGUAGGCCCCCAAGGUUGACAAGUGAUUGGAAGGCCACAAACAUUGUCAAACAGGUUGUGCAGGAAGCCGGCAUAUUGCUCAACAAAGCCACCCGAUGUCGUGCUCUACAAUCCGCCAUUUGA